Molecule: messenger RNA, 1602 nt
Organism: Homalodisca vitripennis (glassy-winged sharpshooter)
Lineage: Eukaryota; Metazoa; Arthropoda; Insecta; Hemiptera; Cicadellidae
Exons: 1
Coding region: 1-1602 (533 amino acids)
Source: RefSeq, a predicted model, not a curated record
AUGCGGUCAACGUUUGGAAUACGUUUCAACGUACAGAACAUGAAAGACUACACACUGUUGUACAACAAGACGGACGUACUCUUGCUGGCGGAUAUUAUGGAGAACUUUCGCGACGUUUGCAUGCAGACGUACCAGCUCGACCCAGCCUGGUACUACACGGCUCCCGGACUCGCGUGGAGUGCGAUGCUCAAGACCACCGGCAUAAAACUCGACCUGCUCAGUGACUACAACAUGAUCCUGAUGAUCGGCAAGGGCAUUCGAGGCGGAGUGUCACAGUGCUCUAACCGGUACGCCGCAGCCAACAACCCUUAUAUGGAAGAUUUCGAUGAGGGCCAGCUGACUUCCUACCUGACGUACUUGGACGCCAACAAUCUGUACGGCUGGGCAAUGAGUCAAGACAUGCCGUAUAAGAACUUCAAGUGGUGCAACACCGACAUUGACGUUACAAAAGUUCCGGAUGACGCACCAACUGGCUACAUUCUGGAAGUCGACUUGGAAUAUCCCGAACAAUUACAUGACCUCCACUCCGACUUGCCUCUUGCACCGGAACGUCGAGUACCGCCGGGAUCGAAAGAAGAAAAGUUACUCACCACACUGCUAGGGAAGGAAAAAUAUGUUGUCCACUACCGGAAUCUCAAACAGUAUCUGUCGCUCGGCAUGAAACUUAAGAAAGUCCACAGAGUGCUGAGUUUCAGUCAAUCUGCCUGGCUCAAGCCCUACAUCGACUUGAACACUGAGAUGCGUACGCAAGCCAGGAACGAGUUUGAGAAAAAUUUCUUCAAGCUCAUGAAUAACAGCGUGUUCGGUAAGACAAUGGAAAACAUCCGGAACAGAGUAGACAUCCGACUAGCCACGAAAGACAAACAAGUCGACAAGUGGACUGCUCAACCAAACUUUAAGAGCAGGACGAUAUUCACCGAACAACUAGCAGCCGUUCACAUGUCAAAAACGAAAUUGAUGUUCUAUAAAGCAAUCUACGUCGGCAUGAGCAUUCUGGACGUGUCGAAAACGCUGAUGUACGACUUCCACUACAACGUCGUCAAGAGGCGGUACGGUGACAAAGCCCAACUUCAAUAUACAGACACCGACUCGCUAACGUACCACAUCCAGACGACCGACUUGUACAAAGACAUCAAAGACAUGAUCGAUCUGUUCGACACCAGCGACUAUCCCGAGCUCAACCGUUACAACAUGCCUCGAGUCAACAAAAAGGUACUAGGGAAGAUGAAAGACGAGCUCAACGGCAGAAUCAUGUACGAGCACGUAGGACUUCGCUGGAAAAUGUACUCCAGCAGAUCCGAAGGCGGAGUGAUCAAAAAGUCGAAAGGUGUCAAAAAGACAACGAUAGAAAACCACCUGACCUUCGACGAUUACAAACAGUGUCUGUUCACCUCAGGUAUACAAUACGGUUCGAUGAACAUGAUCCGGAGCUUUAAACACGACUUGUACAGCGUUGAACUCAAAAAGAUUGUUCUGUCGCCUCACGAUGACAAACGUUACAUUCAAGACGACGGCAUCGGGACUCUGCCCUGGGGACACUACAGCAUCCCCGUAGAAGUUAUGGCUGAGCUGGAAAUCCGGUCUGCUCUGUCGACACAGUGA